GAAAUACGGUCUAAGGUGUCUUAUAUCAGUGAGAGCUUCCAACACUUUGAAAUUCAUUUCUUCUUCUCCACCAUUCCACAUACCCACAAAAUGAAACUCCACAGCUUGCUUCUCAUAAACCUCAUCUACGUUACUGUCAUGCUGGUAGGAGUUGAGUCCACUCAAUCUCCUCCGUUCUCCUGUGAUUCCUCUAACCCAUCAACCAAAUCAUACCACUUCUGCAAAACCACAUUGCCCAUACCUGACAGGGUCCGUGACCUGGUGUCUCGUCUCACAUUGGACGAGAAAAUCUCCCAGCUUGUUAACUCCGCCCCGGCCAUUCCACGCUUGGGUAUCCCCGCUUACGAAUGGUGGUCGGAAGCGUUACACGGAGUGGCCGAUGCUGGACCGGGCAUCAGGUUCAACGGCACCAUUCGUUCCGCCACCAGCUUCCCUCAAGUCAUCCUCACUGCUGCCUCCUUCGAUGUUCAUCUCUGGUACCGCAUCGGACGGGCGAUCGGAGUGGAAGCUAGAGCUGUGUACAAUGCGGGACAAACUAAGGGUAUGACAUUCUGGGCACCAAAUAUAAACAUAUUCAGGGACCCCAGAUGGGGAAGAGGUCAAGAGACCCCCGGCGAAGAUCCACUGGUCACGGGAAGCUAUGCAGUGUCCUACGUCAGAGGGGUUCAAGGGGAUUGUCUUCGAGGACUGAAACGGUGUGGUGAGCUUCAGGCUUCGGCUUGUUGCAAACACUUCACCGCCUAUGAUUUGGACGACUGGAAGGGCAUCGAUAGAUUUAAGUUUGACGCCCGUGUGACAAUGCAAGAUUUGGCAGAUACAUACCAACCACCAUUCCACAGAUGCAUAGAGGAAGGGAGGGCGAGUGGGAUAAUGUGUGCUUACAACCGAGUGAAUGGAGUCCCAAGCUGUGCCGAUUUCAAUCUCUUGACCAAUACUGCCAGGAAAAGAUGGAACUUCCAAGGGUACAUCACGUCCGACUGUGAUGCUGUGUCCCUCAUUCAUGAUUCUUAUGGAUAUGCCAAAACACCCGAGGAUGCAGUUGUGGAUGUUCUUAAGGCUGGCAUGGACGUAAACUGUGGUACCUACUUGCUGAAUCAUACGAAAUCAGCAGUUAUGCAGAAAAAACUGCCUGAAUCUGAAAUAGACAGAGCCCUUGAGAAUCUCUUCGCUGUGAGAAUGAGGUUAGGUCUUUUCAAUGGCAAUCCCAAGGGACAACCUUACGGUGACAUCGGUCCAAACCAAGUGUGCUCGGUGGAGCAUCAGACUCUGGCCCUGGAUGCUGCUCGGGAUGGCAUUGUCCUUCUAAAGAACUCUCAGAGGCUCCUUCCACUUCCCAAACGAAAAACCAUGUCCCUCGCUGUAAUAGGCCCAAAUGCCAAUUCCCCAAAAACGCUAAUUGGAAAUUAUGCAGGGCCUCCCUGUAAAUUCAUUACACCAUUGCAAGCACUGCAGAGCUAUGUUAAGAGCACAAAGUAUCACCCAGGUUGCGAUGCGGUUGCAUGCUCUUCCCCAUCAAUAGAAAAGGCAGUGGAGAUAGCCCAAAAAGCUGAUUAUGUGAUUCUGGUUGUGGGAUUGGAUCAAACUCAAGAGAGGGAGGCCCAUGAUCGUUUGGACUUGGUGCUCCCAGGAAAGCAACAGCAACUCAUCAUCCGUGUUGCGAACGCUGCAAAGAAGCCAGUUGUGUUGGUGCUUCUUAGCGGAGGCCCUGUGGAUGUAUCUUUUGCCAAAUACAGCAACAACAUUGGAAGCAUCUUGUGGGCUGGUUAUCCAGGCGGAGCUGGUGGGGCUGCAAUUGCAGAAACCAUCUUCGGUGACCAUAACCCAGGGGGGAGAUUGCCGGUUACUUGGUAUCCACAAGAUUUUACUAAAAUACCAAUGACAGACAUGAGGAUGCGGCCUGAAUCAAAUUCAGGCUAUCCUGGGCGCACUUACAGAUUCUACACAGGGGAAAAGGUUUUUGAAUUUGGCUAUGGCCUCAGCUACUCAACCUAUUCUUAUGAGACCAUCCCUGUCACCCGCAAUAAGCUCUAUUUCAAUCAGUCCUCAACUGCUCACGUGUAUGAGAACACAGAUUCCAUCCGUUACACCUCAGUUGCAGAGCUGGGGAAAGAGUUAUGUGAUUCCAACAACAUAUCGAUCUCCAUUAGAGUCAGAAAUGACGGAGAGAUGUCGGGUAAACAUUCGGUGUUGCUAUUUGUAAGGCGUUUGAAGGCCAGUGCUGGGAGUCCCAUAAAACAGCUGGUUGCAUUCCAGAGUGUGCAUCUGAAUGCAGGGGAAAGCGCUGAUGUUGGGUUUUUGUUGAACCCUUGUGAGCACUUCAGCGGACCCAACAAAGAUGGGCUGAUGGUGAUAGAAGAAGGGACUCAUUUCUUGGUUGUAGGAGAUCAGGAACAUCCAGUUACCGUUGUAGUUUGAUCUAUACAAAGGAUGGUUCCUCCUUUGUAUGCCUCAUAAGACAGGCUCUGCCAGUCAUCGAUUUUAAAAUUGAUGUUUUCCUAAGCCUACGUAUAUCAAACAAAAUCUUAAAUAUGGUAAGGCCAACGUUUGACCAAA
Vitis riparia (riverbank grape) is the source of this 2553-nucleotide messenger RNA. Its product is annotated as probable beta-D-xylosidase 7. Gene Ontology annotation, molecular function: xylan 1,4-beta-xylosidase activity; alpha-L-arabinofuranosidase activity. Bases 91 to 2415 code for a protein of 774 amino acids. Gene Ontology annotation, cellular component: plant-type cell wall. NCBI's taxonomy places the organism in Eukaryota, Viridiplantae, Streptophyta, Magnoliopsida, Vitales, Vitaceae. The transcript has 6 exons. The record is from RefSeq and is a predicted model, not a curated record. Gene Ontology annotation, biological process: arabinan catabolic process; xylan catabolic process.